Messenger RNA from Durio zibethinus, 595 nucleotides. NCBI's taxonomy places the organism in Eukaryota, Viridiplantae, Streptophyta, Magnoliopsida, Malvales, Malvaceae. The record is from RefSeq and is a predicted model, not a curated record.
ACACUCCCUCGUCACUCUAUUUUACCCGUUUUUAUAUAAAACCCUAACUCCUCCCAUCUCUAAUUCUCAAUCCCCAAACUAUGUUUCGUCUCUCUCAUUAUCUCUCUCGCUUAUCUUCAACAGAAAUAUAAUCACUCAUCAACCUUCUCAAAAUCUGUUAAUUGCGAGAUUGAAAAGGUUCGAGGAGUAGAGAUUUGGUUUUAAAGGCCCUGGUGAUUUGGGGAAUAUGGCUGCCGAGCUCGACGAUGAUGGUGAGCAGACCAUGUCAAUCAACGAGUAUCUUGAGAGCAUCGAAGAAGAAGAGCUGGAAGCGGAUUUGGUUUUGGGUGGAGAUGAGGGCGAUGAAUGUACAUAUCCUAAAGGUUACAUGAAAAGACAGGCAAUUUUCUCCUGCCUCACAUGCACCCCUGAUGGGAAUGCUGGAAUUUGCACUGCAUGUUGCUUGUCUUGCCAUGAUGGCCAUGAGGUAUUUUCCUUUGCAUUUUCCUUUACGGUGUGGGAGAUCUCCUCGCUUAAUUUCAUCUCUUAAGGUAUGACUGAAAUUAUGAUCUAUUCAAGUGGAAGUUUGUUUUGUGUUUUUGCUUUCUGCAGACUC